Molecule: messenger RNA, 2023 nt
Organism: Seminavis robusta
Lineage: Eukaryota; Bacillariophyta; Bacillariophyceae; Naviculales; Naviculaceae
Source: the annotation of a GenBank genome assembly
CAUGCUGUACCACCCCCACCACGGCUUUGAUAAUAACCAGUUUUACAAUCACUUGUUAAUAACACAACACCAAGGUGUGCAGUGUGCAGUACAUGUACAUGUACUACUAUUAAUAGCUAGUAGGAUUGAUUCCUCAACUCGCUCUAGACUACUACUAGCUAGUAGUAAUUAACACGUGUUAAAAUGCACCCGAAAACACUCAUCGUCUGCGAUGUCCAGCCCGAAGUGGUAAAGAAACUACCACAGCCACGUCUGUUUUGCGAUGUGGUUAACCUCGCUGUUGCCGCCGCCAGACAGCACGGACAAACUCGCAUCCUCUAUACCCAACUGAAGUUUGACUCUUAUGACACCAUCCCACCGACCCAUCCUCGCCUAGGAGUCUUGCGCAAGUUGCCAGCAACAGUGAAAUGGUUCACUUCUUCUGAUCUUUGUAUUGCUGGCACGGAUAAUAAUAAACACCAGGAGGAAUUGAUUUUACCGCGAACUACGUUUUUGCCACAGGCAGACACACCAUGGACGGAUGCCUUUAAUGAUGUGUCUACGAAAGACCACCAAGUGACAGUCGUGGGAUAUGGCCCUACUGUACAAACGGUUUGUCAUUUGUUAGGAGAUAUUCUCGCCUUACCAAAUGUGGAUAUUAUCAGGGAGUGCGUAGCUGAUGAAACUCCAGCGAGAUGUCAGGCCUUCUUGAAUCAUGGCUUGCUUUUUCGGGAGACUGUUAUUACUAUGACGGAUUAUUUGGAAUCCUUGGAUCUGCUGCACGAACGUAUUGAAACAUCCAUGGACCUGCCACCGUCGGCUCCACCACCCAAUCAGUACGUUUGCGAUGUCGGCCGUGGUGGUCAUUUAAGUCUAUUCAUGCCUUAUAUUACCAACAAAUAUGGAUAUUGCCAAUGGCCCACGCAACCCUGGUACCAAGAAGGAGGUUUAUCAUUAAUUAAACAAUAUUAUUGUCCUCUCGGAAGAUGGGUCAUCCCGCUUUGCGACGAGCCGCAAUUUGGAAGCGGUCCUCGCUUCUUCUUGAUGGGUCGACAAUUCUUGGAUGAGAAGGAUUUGCUCUUCGACCUUGUUCCUGAGCUAAUGCCUCCGACGUUCCAUAGAUUGGAAGAAGCCAAAGAAUACCUUGCCGCACAAGGAAAAGAACUGUUGUGGUUUCUGAAGAAGGUUAACCAAAAUGGAGGUCGAGCCGUCGACGUGCUCAAGACUCUGCCAACCCAACCACUGGCCAAAGACGACCAACUGCAAGCCCAUAUCCCACGUCCCCUGCUAUGGGAAGGGGGAUUGAAGUGUCACGUGAAAACCUACUACUACUUAUCAGCCUGUCAGUUGCCAAAUUCGAACGACGUCGAAUGGCAAUUGUACCUGCAUGAUUUAUUUUACUUGGCUGUGGCGUCCAAGCCUUGGAGCACUGAAGAUCUUUCCGACGAAUGCCAAAUUACCACAAUGCGAUUGCAGCGACUUCCGGCGGAUCAUCCCUGGCGAAUUCAAUGGAAGCUGUCGGAGCUUUGUCCAAAGCAUUUGGAGACUAUCAUGACACGGGCAAUCCAACAAAGCAAACUGCAAGUUCCCGUUGUGAAUGAAGAAAACUCCGUUUCCGAAACUAGGACCUUUCGAACACUGCAAUUCGAAAUCAAUUCGGCCGAUUGGAUGCUGGACGAAGACGGCCGAAUCUACCUGAUUGAAUGCAACGGUAUUCCGGUGUUGUACGAUGGGGGGCAGUCGCAGCCCCUGUGUACUCGAGGAUUGCAACUCUAUGACUCUCUGUACAAGAAGGAUCCACAGACUGCAGUAGUCAAUGAUCAUGACCUCUUAGAGGACUCUGUGGAUCUUGCCAUGACAGGGAAGGUUCCUGCGACGAGUCUUUGGAAAUUAGUUGCAGCCAUCCCAGCAGUGAAAACGACUUGAGAUGACAUUACAUGUAUUUGCAUGGAAUUGAACAAGAAGAGAAUUCCUUCUGACCAAGUUAUUAUGGCCUCAUCAUUGUCUUCCGAAAAAUUAAGUAGUAGAGAAUCUCUUUGACGCC